Molecule: messenger RNA, 2767 nt
Organism: Erinaceus europaeus (western European hedgehog)
Lineage: Eukaryota; Metazoa; Chordata; Mammalia; Eulipotyphla; Erinaceidae
Gene: SDC4
Product: syndecan 4
Exons: 5
Coding region: 234-842 (202 amino acids)
Biological process (GO): cell migration
Cellular component (GO): cell surface; membrane
Source: RefSeq, a predicted model, not a curated record
GCUUUGGAAAAAAGAACUUGGAAACCGACAGGGCAGCACCGGCGGGCCCUUGGGGUUUCCAGCGGCCCCCGAGGCCCAGCUUUCCUGGGGGAAUUCCGGGCGGCAAGCGGGUAGCUGGCCCUGGGGAUCAGGCGGCGGGGGCGGGGCGGGGCGGGGCGCCCCCCCUAGCCUAUAAGAGGGGCCGGGCCAGGGCGCCGCCACUCUCGCGGCCCGCGCUCCGCACAUUAGCUGCCAUGGUCACUGCGCUCCUGCUCGCGUUGCCUCUGCUCCUCCUGGGCGCCCGGGCGGCCACCACCGAGUCGAUCCGAGAGACUGCAGUCAUCAGCCCUCAAGAAUUAGAAGGCCGAUACUUUUCUGGAGCCCUGCCAGAUGACGAGGAUGUGGGAGCCCCUGGUCAGGGAGUGGAUGACUUUGAGCUGUCUGGCUCUGGAGAUCUGGACUUUGUAGAUGAUUCCGAGGACUCCAAAAUUUUCCCCAGCAUAAUCCACCCCUUGAUUCCUCUAGAUAACCACAUCCCUGAGAAGGCAGGACCUGGGAGACGGGUCCCCAGUGAAUCCAAGGAACUGGAGGAGAACGAGGUCAUCCCCAAGAGGAUCUCACCCUUUGAAGAUGAUGAUGUGUCCAACAGAGUGUCCAUGUCUAGCACUGUUCAGAGCAGAAACAUCUUUGAGAGGACAGAGGUCCUAGCAGCUCUGAUCGUGGGCGGUGUUGUGGGCAUCCUCUUUGCCAUUUUCCUGGUCCUGCUGUUGGUGUACCGCAUGAAGAAGAAGGACGAAGGCAGCUACGACCUGGGCAAGAAACCCAUCUACAAGAAAGCUCCCACCAAUGAGUUCUAUGCCUGAAGCUUCCUCGUGGGCACUGACUUGGACUUUGAGGGAGAAGGAAAUGCAAAGACUUUGAAGGGUGGCCAUUUGGGGAAGGGAAGGUGUCCUAACACUGCCCUAUCAGCGUCUCCAGCUCUGGUUCCAUUUUAAGCAUCAGAAGAGGCAUCCUUCUUCUGUUCCUGCCUUAUCUUCUUCAUUCUCUGGACCUAGAUUAUCCUGCCAGAAAAAUGGGAUGAAAUGUGGCCUUUCUGAAGGCAAGGCUGUGAUUAGAUCAUUUCUUAAUCUGCCAGUGUAGAAUGUAGGUCCAAUUUAGCUCUACUGACCAUGAGCCAUUCCCCACCCCCCAGACUCCCCAUAGCUGUUGUGUAAAUCCUGCUGGAGGUCAGCCUCCUACCCCCCUUCCCCAGCACCCCCCCUCCACUUUCACAGUCUGUCCCUCUGUCAAAAGCUGGGAGAAAGAACUGCACCUUGAGAUGUGUCCAUCAAAGGGCACUUGUGACCACACUACACAAGUCUUUGUGGUAAACCUGGGGCCAUUCUAGGCUCUUUCAAGUGACCUGUAGAUCAGUCUUUUUUUUGGGGGGGGGGGCACAGGGAGGGCAAGCAGGGAUGGGGGAGGAACUGAGAGUUGUACUAAAAAAUGGAUUUGUAGAAUAUUUGUUACUCUAGUGUUUUUUUUUGUUGUUUUUUUAAGCAGUUCAUUCCUUCGUGCAGAGCCUUUCUGCCUGGGCAGGGGCACACAGAUGCCAAGCUGUUCUUUGUUCUCCUGUACAUUUCUAUAGCACCUGCUAUGUUUGUAUUUAAUGGCUUUUUGUUUGUUCAUUUUCUGGAAAACGAGAGGAGAGCUGGAGAUAAGAUUUUUAUUAUUAUUAUUUUUUACUAUUUAUAGCUUCAGAGAAGGCCUCAUUUGUCCCUCUUCCCCUCUUUUUCUUUAAGUUCCCUCCCCAUAUAUUUUUAUAAUAUUUCACUCUCACCUGCUCAUAUUUUCUGAAGCUGCUUCCUCUAAGAAGUAGCUUCUGCUGAAACAUAGUUUUAUAGCAGACCCCAAAACUAUAAUGUAGGGGAUGAUGGGAUAUAUGUGUUUCUUUUCUUGUAAUAUAUUGUUCAUCCUUGGUUCUAGAAAAAUAGAUAAAUAUAUUUUUUCAGGAAAUAAAUGUGGUAUUUCCAGUUUGAGGUUGACUGGGAGAUUGAGUGAGUGAAGCUUUGUAAGUCUUUGUGGACUUCGGCCUCUUCUGCCCUGUUCCUGUGCCUUCUAAUAGGGCUGGAAAAGUUGAAGAUAGAAGGUUCUACCUCCUUUCUAGCUUCUGCUUUGAGUCUAGCUGGUAUCUUUUGGUUUUCCUUUUUCUAAACUGGAGAGAAAAUUGAAGGGAGAGCUGCUUUAUUCGAUCUGGUAACUGCUAGUCACACAGUGACUGAAUCAAUGAAAGUGACAUAAAGAUUCACUGCUGAGUUACACUAAACACAUGCAAGUAUUUGGUGACUCCAUGUGGCUAGUGACUGCUGUCCUGAUCAUUACCAUCUACUGGUUAGUACUGCUAGAUAACUAAUUGUUCUAAUAAGUCCCUGUCCCAGCUUUGCUGGGGUGACCUUUGGCUCCCUGCACAAAAGGGGAUUGGGGAGGCCUGAUUAGGCCCCAGCUCUGAAACCCCUUAUCUGUGACCCUCCCAUUCCAGAAAGGAGUGGCUCUGUGGUUUAGUCUGGCCAAGUUAUGCCUUCUGACUAUAGUGGCUGGGGGUAGUGGUGGUGGUGGGGAUAGGGAACAGCCCAUUGCUCCCUGUAACCUUUACCACUACAGCCCAAGGCCCCAGCUGGCUGGGUCCUUUCUGUCUCAGCCUCCUUUUCCUCCAGCUGUGUUGGGAGUGUACCCUCCUUCUGUAGCCACCUCACACUGUUGUCUGUUACUGAUUUUUUGAUAAAGAGAUAAUAAAACAUGAUACUUUCUA